AUGGCAGAGCCCAGAAGGAUUACUCUCCAAGAAGCAGGGGCCCCGAUCUUUACACUGCAACCGUAUCAAGCGCGUCAUCCAAAUCUGGUUGCAGAUUUUGAAUUGAAGACUGUGCUAAUCAACCUACUACCUAAGUUUCAUAGCUUACCUGCUCAAGAGCCAAUUAAGAAAUUUCCAGACAGCUUGCUAAAAACUAUUAGGCAUCAUAGUGCAAAUGAGACUACUAUUUUGCUACCUGCUUUCCCAUUUUCGCUUGAGGGAAAGGCAAGGGAGUGGUUCUACACUCAACCUGAAGCAGUUGUUACAAACUGGGAUUUGCUCAUAAGGAAAUUCCUGGAUAAAUACUUUCCAGCUGAAGUUGCAAAUAGGCUGAGGAAAGAAAUUUUCUGCAUUAUUCAAGGUGAAACAGAGAGUCUUUAUGAGUAUUGGGAACGAUUCAGGAACCUCCUAGACUCAUGUCCCCACCAAAAGAUUGACCAGUUGGUGUUGAUUUGCUAUUUCACAAAAGGCAUGAAGCCUCAAGGCAAGACUACAUUAGAUGCUGCGAGUAAUGGCUUUCUGAAGAAGUACAAGAUGGCGACAAAAGUGUGGCAACUGAUCACCGAUCUAGCUGAGUCUACCCAGAAUGCCAGGCACAGGAACAACCAUCCCAAGGCUAUUGCGGAGGUUUCCUCUAGUAUUGAGACUGCUGCUCUCACGCAGACUCUAGGAGAGAUAACCAGCAUACUAAAGCAGCUACAGCUGAAUCAACAACAACCUCAGCCUCCCCCACAACAACAGUGUCAACAGUUGGUUUCUCAUAGAAUGUGCGGAAUAUGUGCCUGCUAUACUCAUUACACUGAUGAAUGUCCCCAACUCCAACAAGAAGACAACAUCUUGGAAGAUACCCAUAAUUUCUAUGACUGCCCAAAUCAAGGAUACUAUCAACAAAGCAGUAAUUAUAACCAGGGUGGGAACUACACUCAAGGUUGGCAAGACAACUCCAACCCAGGGUGGAGAGAUAACUUGAACCAAGGGUGGAGAGGUAACUCCAACCAAGGGUGGAGAGAUAACUACAAUCAAGGAGGCAGAGAUAAUGGUGGAAAUCAGAGGUGGAACAACACCAGCAAUCAGCAGAACCGGUAUCAAUAG
This is a messenger RNA of Arachis stenosperma, 1131 nucleotides long. RefSeq lists its product as uncharacterized. Lineage: Eukaryota; Viridiplantae; Streptophyta; Magnoliopsida; Fabales; Fabaceae. The record is from RefSeq and is a predicted model, not a curated record. The transcript has a single exon. Bases 1 to 1131 code for a protein of 376 amino acids.